AUGUUACAAAGUAGCCUAAGGUGUGUUGGCAAACCGAAGACAAAACUCUUUCAUGCCCUGGAGUCCGAAGUGGGCCUCAUCCCUCUUUCCACCUGCAAUGCCCUUUUUCUGACAUCCAACACCUUUUCAGUGAUGGUUACACCUAAAGUGUUGGUAGUCUUAUACAUACUCUUCUGCAAGAUCUACCAAGUCAUUCUUUCUGAUACCUGUUCAGCAGGUGAAGAUUCUACACAGUGUUAUGGGCAUGUGUGGACAGAACCAGCCACGGUGAUUCAAAUGGGGCAGACUAUUUCCAUAAACUGUCAUUCUGAUAAAGAAUUCUGUCAAAAUGCCAAUAUAUAUAUGGAAAUAAAUGACGUCCGUAUCAACAACAAGCUGUCAGUGAUAAACAAAACUACAGUUCAACUUCUGCUUCAUGAUUAUAAAAAUCCAUUUUCUACAGUUAUAUGCAGCAUCGAAUGUCCUAACAAAAGGGUAGUCAUAUGUGGAACACAAUUUUGCAUGGGCUAUCUGCCUGACAAGCCGGCCAAUUUAACCUGUGUCAUACAUGAGAAUUCGAAUAAUAUGACAUGUACUUGGGACCCAGGCAAGGAUACAAAAUUAAACACUACCUACAAUCUAUCUUUGAAAAGUUUACAGACAGAAGAGAAUAGAACCUUAUUUGCAAACAGUGACUCAAUUAUCAUCCCUCUGAGUCAACUGCAGAAGAACCAAACCUUUUCUGUUUCGGUCUGCGCUAAAAAUGACCUGGGCACAGUCCAUUCGGAGCAGCUGAUUGUUGAGCUCGCCAAUAUAGUGGUACCAGCAACACCUGUUAUUACCCAGCAUAAAACUUUAGACUCUCCAGUACUUAAGACUAUACUACAGUGGGAAAAGCGAAGUGCAAUCAAGGAGACUUCUUGCAAGGAGAGAUACAAGGAGAAGAAAAGUGAAAUCUGGCAGGUUCGAGACUGGGAUACUGGAGUACAAAGCAACCAUCAAACGGAGUAUAACUUAAAUGCAAACACAAUAUAUGAGUUCCAAGUUAGAUGCAAAUUAAUUCACCCUGGAAGCAUUUGGAGCAGAUGGAGCGAAUCUGUUGAAUACAUGACUCCAGAGGCAGAACCAUCUUCAGUACUUGAUGUGUGGAGGUAUCUGGGACCAAUUUACCAGAAUGGUAGCCAAGAGGUGACCAUCCUGAUCAAGCCAUUUCUUCCAAAUGAGAGCAGAGGAAGAAUUCUGGGUUAUAGAGUGUUCUGUGAAAACCAAGGAGAGAUGAUGGAUUUAUGCAAAACAACAGAAACAAAAUGCAAAGUUUUGGUGCCUCCAGCUGUGACCAUUGUCUACGUGACAGCACACAAUUCAAAAGGAAGUUCCAAACCAGCAAAUAUUACAAUGGGCCAACAGCCCCAUCAUUACCAUGAUUUCCCACCCCCUACCGAUAUGCAAAUAAUCAGGGAUGAAGAGAAAGGAACUUCUGCUAUAUGGGGACCUCCCAAAUCCAAUGGACAAACAGUUUUGUGGUACAUAGUGGAAUGGACAUCUGCAGACUUCAGUGAUUACCUUCAUGGCAUAAUGUGGAAAAAAGUCCCCAGGCAGAACAAGACAACUUUUAUUGAAGAAGACAUCGGAAUGAAACGUAACUUCAGCAUUUCAGUGUAUGCUGUGUAUCAAGAUGGCAUCAGCAAGUCCUGCACUGUCCAGAUAUUGGUGAAAACAAAUGAAGAUGGACAGACUGGUAUUAAUCCAGAAAGCAUCCUUUUAGCUACCAACGAUGAUGGUGAUGUUGGAGUUCUGUUGGGAAUUGGCUUUGGAGUGGCCUGCUUAGUUGUGCUAAUCUUGACUUUCAUUGCUCAGAAGUCAUGCAGGAAAAGGGUUAGCACAGUAUGUAGUUCAAUAACACCAGCCUGGCUUUUUGAAGAUUAUCCUAAACUGCAGAACAGCAGUGUGAUCAAAUCACUUGAGGAAAGGAAUGGUUCAGUGAUGCACAGUUCCACUGGACUAUUUGUGGAUUAUGCAGAUGCUGUAGUAACUGAAGUGGAAGAGAUAUUGGUGCACAAGGAGUAUAAGGCUUUGGAUGAUGCAAAGGAAAUAAGGGAAGCAGUUUCUGAGAAAGUCAACAUUCCAGAAGACAGACUGUUUAUUGGCAAUUCAGACGUGACAGAGGGAAAUGGCUACAAACCUCAGGUUUCCAACAAGACAUUCCUAGGAAGUGUAUUCAGCAGUACAUAUGGAAUACAUUCUCAAACCCCAGAUACAAAAUCAAACACCCCAGGCUUGCCCAUGAACAGUUUAAUAAAAGGUUACACAAGUCCUAUGGCUACCAUAUGGCCUGUUGCUGGCACUGAUAAAAAUACAUUUUUAUUUGAGAAAAUCAGCCUUGUUAUGAACAACAGUAGAAGUGGGCAGAACAAUAUGGUCAGCUCAGCAAAUGAAGAACAAGAUACAUCAACGGCAAACCAAUGGAAAGCCCUGCUUUCAGAUGAAGAUAUUCAAGAACAGACCUUAAUACCAGAUGAACUGCUAUCUUGCUUAAAUGUUCUGGAUGAAGAUUCUACCAAUGUAAUGUCUUAUUUUCCUCAGAACACUGCAAAGUGA
This is a messenger RNA of Elgaria multicarinata webbii, 2577 nucleotides long. RefSeq names its product interleukin 23 receptor (gene IL23R). The record is from RefSeq and is a predicted model, not a curated record. The transcript has 16 exons. Lineage: Eukaryota; Metazoa; Chordata; Lepidosauria; Squamata; Anguidae. Gene Ontology annotation, cellular component: membrane. Gene Ontology annotation, molecular function: cytokine receptor activity; protein binding. Bases 1 to 2577 code for a protein of 858 amino acids.